Molecule: messenger RNA, 384 nt
Organism: Paramecium pentaurelia
Lineage: Eukaryota; Ciliophora; Oligohymenophorea; Peniculida; Parameciidae
Source: the annotation of a GenBank genome assembly
AUGGGAAGUAUUUGUAAAUAAUAAGCUCAACAAUAAAUUGAAAUUCAAAAUGAAGUCAGACUUUCUAAAGGCUCUGAGAAAAAAGAUUUAAUUAAACGAAAUACUGAAACUUCAGGAGGAACUUUAUAGUAUAAUUAAAACAGCACUAAAUAAUUCUCUGUUAAAAAAGACCCUUUAGCUAGUUAUAUGAAUGAAAGUUUAAGUGAUUCUGAUUCAGAUUCUUAACAAAGCAAACCAAAUCAAUAAGUUUUCACCAAUUUCGUUACUUUUUAAGCUCUCCCUUCCUAAAAAUAAAUGAUACCCAAAUUUGAAGUGCUUAAAGAUUAGUUCAAAAAUGAAAUGCUAUAAUAAAUGAAUUUGCAAUAACAGAGAAAACAAUUUUGA